Sparassis crispa is the source of this 2382-nucleotide messenger RNA. Its product is annotated as Multiple RNA-binding domain-containing protein. Lineage: Eukaryota; Fungi; Basidiomycota; Agaricomycetes; Polyporales; Sparassidaceae. The record is from RefSeq and is a predicted model, not a curated record. The transcript is spliced from 6 exons. Gene Ontology annotation, cellular component: cytosol. The coding region runs from base 1 to 2382 and encodes 793 amino acids. Gene Ontology annotation, molecular function: mRNA binding.
AUGUCUCGCCUAAUUGUCAAGAAUUUGCCGGCAUAUCUCAGCCAAGAGCGGUUUCGGGCGCACUUUGAAGCGACCGACGGUCCUGGUGGUACACUUACUGAUGUGAAGCUUGUAUCAAGGUCCGACGGCAUUUCUCGUCGUUUUGGGUUUGUUGGUUACAAGACUUCGGCUGAGGCAGAACGCGCGAAGAAGUGGUUCAACAGGACAUUUGUCGACGCUUCGCGCAUUACGGUUGACGUUGUUGAUGGUGCGAAGGAUGCUCCUCCUCCGCGUCCAAACAAGCGGCCACGGCUUGGUCCGUCGCCUGCCGAAGGAGAAACGAGUGCAGCUGGUGCGGAGGGUAGCAAGCCGUUGAAGAAAACAUCUAGUGAUGCACAAUUGGAGGAGUUUAUGCAGGUUAUGCGACCUCGCACCAAGAAGGGGCCAUCUUGGUCGAACGAAGAUGCGGUAUUACAACCUGGUGUCACUGCCGCUAUUGAUAGUCAUGGUGCCUCUUCUGUUGUCGGCUCAAAGGAGUUCCCGAACACGGCGGAUGCCUCGCAUGAUGUGCCUCAUACUGAUAAAGACGAGGCCAGGACGGAUACCAUCUCCGACAUGGACUGGUCGAAACGACGUACGAUGCAUGCUGUAGAAGCCGAUACAGACGCCCAUUCAGAGCGUGUCUUUGAACAAUCUGACGACGAGGAUGGCAACAGGGAACAACAUGAACCUGAUGCUGAGGAAACUCAUGAUACAGAGAAGGAAGAGUCAGCAGCUGAUCCAGUCAAGACAACCAUUCUACAAACAUCGCGUUUGUUUCUUCGUAAUUUGUCGUUCAGCUGUACAGAAGACGAGCUACAAGAUUUGUUCAAGGAGUAUGAUGUGUCCCAGGUUCGCAUCCCGCUAGACCCGGUGACGAAACAGCCAAAGGGGCUUGCAUACGUCUCCUUUCUGCAGCCGGCAAGUGCUCUUGCGGCGUACGAGGUGUUGGACAAGACGUCAUUUCAGGGUCGCUUAUUGCACAUCCUGCCUGCAGUGGACCGCAAGGCAAAGAUAGAGGGCGAGGGCGAUGGGAUCCAGAAGACUGUCAAGGAGCAGAGAGACGCCAAGCGGAAAGCAGGUGCUGGGAAGGAGUUCAAUUGGGCAAUGUUGUACAUGAACAGCGAUGCUGUAGCCUCGUCUAUUGCGGAUCGUAUGAAUAUACCCAAGGCGGAUAUUUUGAAUCCCGAGUCCGAUAACGCGGCAGUGAAGCUGGCCCUCGCAGAGACGCACAUCAUAAACGAAACGAAGUCCUUCCUGGAGUCUCACGGCGUGAUUCUCUCCUCGCUCUCCGGCUCGACGCGACUAAAGCGUUCAGAUACGGCUAUCCUCGUCAAGAAUAUACCUUAUGGCACCUCCACAGAUACCCUUCGUUCACUCUUUGGCUCACAUGGGGAGCUGCGUCGUGUGCUCGUACCACCUGCAGGCACGCUCGCCGUCAUCGAAUUUACGCACGCGGCUGACGCGCGAACUGCAUUCCGUUCACUCGCAUACCGCCGUCUCGGGAACACCGUCAUAUACCUCGAGAAGGCGCCUGUUGGUAUAUUUUCUGACUCUUCCCCGCUGGACAGUGGCGGACGGGCGAAGGAGCCGGUGGUUGCGACGGGUGUAGUGCCAGUGAAGGCACCUGAGAAUCUUGCUCUGGCUGCUGCGGAUACGGUAACUGAUGCAGACGAGGCUGACCUGCCGCUGUCCGCCGGCACCACGCUCUUCGUAAAGAACCUUGCGUUCAGCACCACGUCUGCGGGCCUCGCUCAUGCCGUGCGCCACCUGCCUGGCUAUGCGUUUGCGCGCGUGCAGACGAAGAACGAUCCUGCGCGCCCGCAGGUACACCUGAGCAUGGGCUACGGCUUCGUGGGCUUCCGCACCAAGGAGGAGGCGAAGCGCGGGAUGAAGAGCCUCGAUGGCUUCGUGCUCGACGGGCAUGUGCUCAGCGUGAAGUGGGCCGGGCGAGGUGCGGAGGGAGAAGGCGCAGAGACGAAGGGCAAGGCGCGCUCGGCGAAGAUGGUCGUGAAGAACGUGCCGUUCGAAGCGACGAAAAAGGAUAUUCGGGAGCUCUUCGGCGCCCAUGCACAGCUCAAAUCCGUACGUCUUCCUCGCAAGUUUGACCACCGCACACGGGGCUUCGCGUUUCUGGAGUUCAUUUCGCCUCACGAGGCCGAGCGCGCAUAUUCUAUGCUACGCCAUACGCAUCUGCUCGGCCGUCAUCUUGUUUUGGAAUGGGCUGAGGAUGGCGCCGCAGACGUUGAGGAGCUGCGAAAGAAAGCUGGCGUCGGAUUUGGUGGGGGCAAGGAAAUGCCUGGUAAGAAGAGGAAGCUGGAGUUCGCAGAGGGCGAGGGGCAGGAGGGGGCAGAUGACGAUUGA